Messenger RNA from Charadrius vociferus (killdeer), 417 nucleotides. RefSeq names its product myelomonocytic growth factor-like. The transcript is spliced from 3 exons. Lineage: Eukaryota; Metazoa; Chordata; Aves; Charadriiformes; Charadriidae. Bases 1 to 417 code for a protein of 138 amino acids. The record is from RefSeq and is a predicted model, not a curated record.
AUGGAGCAGGAGGUGCCGGAUCUGGCACGGGGGACACGGCGACACCCUGGAAGCGGUCGCUUCUUGGUAGAAGCCGUGAAGGGGCCGAGGGUGGCCGGGUCAGGCUCUGCAGGGAGGAAGGGUGGCCACGAGGCAGAACCACAGUGGGGCACGCUGGCACUGCUGGGCGCGCUGCUGUGGGCGCCGUGGCGGGCGCUGGACGGAGCGCCGCUGGCCGAGCUCUCGGGGGACCAGGACUUCCAGCUCUUCCUGCACAAGAACCUCGAGUUCACCCGCAAGAUCAAGGGGGAUGUGGCCGCGCUGCAGCGCGUGGUGGUGAGUGCCGGGUGCCGCGUCGGCGGCUUCUUCAUCCUGGCCAACUUCCAGCGGUUCCUGGAGACGGCGUACCGGGCGCUGCGGCACCUCGCCUGCCUCUGA